Pyrgilauda ruficollis (rufous-necked snowfinch) is the source of this 4579-nucleotide messenger RNA. RefSeq names its product SREBF chaperone (gene SCAP). Gene Ontology annotation, cellular component: endoplasmic reticulum membrane; Golgi membrane. The coding region runs from base 69 to 3593 and encodes 1174 amino acids. The transcript has 20 exons. The record is from RefSeq and is a predicted model, not a curated record. Gene Ontology annotation, molecular function: sterol binding; protein binding. Lineage: Eukaryota; Metazoa; Chordata; Aves; Passeriformes; Passeridae. Gene Ontology annotation, biological process: SREBP signaling pathway.
AGCUGGAGGCAGUGCCUCCCUGCAGGGCUGCCCACGCUGCUGUGUCCCGGGAUGGCCUGGAGGUGAGGAUGACCCUGACUGAAAGGCUGCGCGAGAGGAUUUCGCGGGCGUUCUACAGCCACGGGCUGCUCUGUGCUUCCUACCCCAUCCCCAUCAUCCUCUUCACUGCCCUCUGCAUCCUGGCCUGCUGCUCCCCCCUGCUGAAGCUGCCCCUGCCAGGGACGGGCCCCGUGGAGUUCAGCACGCCCCUGAAGGACUACGCUCCCCCCGGGGAGCAGGGGCCACAGCCCGGGGAGCCUGGAGAGCGCCCCGACUGGUACGUGGGGGCUCCCGUGGCCUACAUCCAGCAGAUCUUUGUGAAAGCCACCGUGUCCCCGUGGCAGAAGAACUUCCUGGCCGUGGAUGUGUUCCGCUCGCCGCUGGCCCGCGUCUUCCAGCUGGUGGAGGAGAUCAGGAACCACGCCCUGAGAGACAGCUCCGGGGUCAGGAGCCUGGAGGAGGUUUGUCUGCAGGUGACAGACCUGCUGCCUGGCCUCAGGAAGCUAAGGAAUCUGCUGCCAGAGCACGGCUGCCUGCUGCUGUCCCCGGGCAACUUCUGGCAGAACGACCGCGAGCGCUUCAAUGCCGACCCAGAUAUCAUCAAAACCAUCCACCAGCAUGAGCCAAAGACCUUGCAGACGUCAGCCACUCUCAAAGACCUGCUGUUUGGGCUGCCUGGCAGGUACAGCGGGGUCAGCCUGUCCAACCGGCGGCGCGUGGUGUCCUACACCGUCACCCUGGGGCUGCAGCGCUACGACUCCAGGUUCCUGAGCAGCCUGCGCUCCCGCCUGAAGCUGCUGCACCCCAGCCCCAACUGCAGCCUGCGCGAGGAGAGCGUGGUGCACGUGCACUUCAAGGAGGAGAUCGGCAUCGCCGAGCUCAUCCCGCUCGUCACCACCUACAUCAUCCUCUUCGCCUACAUCUACUUCUCCACACGUAGGGAGAUAUUCCCAUACCUGGUGGUGGUGAUUGGCCUGGAGAACGUGCUGGUCCUCACCAAGUCCGUUGUGUCCACGCCCGUGGACCUGGAGGUGAAGCUGCGCAUCGCCCAAGGCCUGAGCAAUGAGAGCUGGUCCAUCAUGAAGAACAUGGCAACAGAGCUGGGGAUCAUCCUCAUCGGAUACUUCACCCUGGUCCCGGCCAUCCAGGAGUUCUGCCUCUUCGCCGUGGUGGGGCUGGUGUCAGACUUCUUCCUGCAGAUGUUCUUCUUCACCACGGUGCUGUCCAUCGACAUCCGCCGCAUGGAGGCCGGGACAGUGAUCUGGAUCGGAAUCCUGGUGUACACGGAUCCUGCUGGGCUCCGCACCUACCUCACGUCCCAGGUCACCGAGCAGAGUCCCCUGGGGGACGCAGGCCUGCCCGCCAUGCCCGUUCCUGGAGGGGUCCUGCCUGCCGGGGACCCCAAGAUCGACCUGUCCGUGUUCCCCUCGGAGCCCGUGCAGCUGCUGGAGAACCAGACGCAGCCGCGGGAGCAGAAGGCGGGGCUGGAGCCCGAGCAGCACGGCUGGGCCCGGGGCCCCGAGGGCAGGGGGCAGCCGGAGCUGGGAACAACGGAGGCACAGGUUACCUGGGGAGCGGAGGAUGAGGAGAUCUGGAGGAAGCUGUCCUUCAGGCACUGGCCAGCCCUCUUCAGCUACUACAACAUCACCCUGGCCAAGAGGUACAUCAGCAUCCUGCCAGCCAUCCCAGUCACGCUGUACCUGAAGCCCCAGGAGGCCCUGGAGAUGCGGCACCCGCAGGAGGCGCGGCGCUCCCAGCCCUUCGUGGACACGGCCCCGCAGCCGGAGCCGCCCCGCGGCCACCAGGACGUCACCCUGUACAAGGUGGCUGCUCUGGGCCUGGCGUCAGGCAUCCUGCUGGUGCUGCUGCUGUUCUGCCUGUACCGGGUGCUGUGCCCCAAGAACUACGGGCAGAACGGGCCGGGCCGGCGCCGCCGGGGGGACCUGCCCUGCGACGACUACGGCUACUCGCCCCCCGAGACCGAGAUCGUGCCCCUGGUCCUCAGGGGACACCUCAUGGACAUCGAGUGCCUGGCCAGCGACGGGAUGCUGCUGGUGAGCUGCUGCCUGGUGGGGCAGAUCCGCGUGUGGGACGCGCAGACGGGCGACUGCCUCACUGUCAUCCCCAAGCCCAGGCUGCGCCGGGACAGCAGCGGCAUCUUCGACUACCAGGAGGGCUGGGAUCCCAGCCCGGACGGCAAGAGCGGGCUGGAGGACUCCUUUGAGAGCAGUCACCAGCUGAAACGGCUGCUGGGGCCCCCCCAGCCCCCCCUGUUCUGUGACCAGCCCGACCUCACCUCCCUCAUCGACACCAACUUCCUGGAGCACGCCAAGGCGGCCGAGUCGGAGCCGCGGCUGCGGGCCGUGGGCGCUCGGCACAAGGACUCGGGAUACGACUUCAGCAGCCUGGUUGGGAAGGUGUACGAGGAGCACGGCAGCUCGGGCUGCAGGAGCAUGAGCUUCCCGGGGCUCCCGGCCCCGCACGGCCCCGCCGGGCUCUGCGGCGGCAGCGGCCGCGCCCCGGCCUGCGGCGAGGGCGAGGGCGGCUGCGGGGACGAUCCCUGCGCGGGCUGUGACAAACCCUCAGCCCCGCAGUCCUGGGGAGGGGACCUGGAGAGCUCCAUCUGGAGCCUGGAACUGCAGGGGAACCUGAUCGUGGCUGGCAGGAGUAAUGGCAAGCUGGAGGUGUGGGAUGCCAUCGAGGGGACCCUCCGCAGCAGCAAUGAUGAAGGACAAUCCGGCAUCACAGCCCUCGUCUUCCUCAACAACAGAAUCGUGGCUGCCCGGCUGAACGGCUCCUUGGAUUUCUUCUCUCUGGAGACACACACGUCCUUGAACCACCUGCAGUUCCGAGGUGGCCCGGGCAGGAGCAGCGUGCCGCCGUCGCCGGAGCUGUGCCGCGGGGCCGCGCUGCGCUGCCGGGUGACGCACAGCGUGGCCUGCGCGCACCACAAGCCCAUCACCGCGCUCAGGGCCGCCGCCGGCCGCCUCGUCACCGGCAGCCAGGACCACACCCUGCGGGUGUUCCGGCUGGAGGACUCGUGCUGCCUGUUCACCCUGCAGGGCCACUCGGGAGCCAUCACUGCCGUGUACAUCGACCAGACCAUGGUGCUGGCCAGCGGUGGCCAGGACGGGGCCAUCUGCCUGUGGGACGUGCUGACGGGCAGCCGCGUCAGCCACAUGUUCGCCCACCGCGGGGACGUCACCUCCCUGACCUGCACCACGUCCUGCGUCAUCAGCAGCGGCCUGGACGACGUCAUCAGCAUCUGGGACCGCAGCUCGGGCAUCAAGCUCUACUCCAUCCAGCAGGAGCUGGGCUGCGGCGCCAGCCUGGGCGUCAUCUCCGACAACCUGCUGGUGACGGGGGGCCAGGGCUGCGUGUCCUUCUGGGACAUCGGCUACGGGGACCUGCUACAGACCGUCUACCUGGGCAAGAGCAACGAGUCGCAGCCGGCGCGGCAGAUCCUGGUGCUGGAGAACGCCGCCAUCGUCUGCAACUUCGGCAGCGAGCUCAGCCUGGUCUACGUGCCCUCGGUGCUGGAGAAGUUGGACUGAGCAGGAGGAGGGGCCGGCGGGGCUCGGGGCUGUGCCUGAGGGGACAGGGCCCCUGCUCCGUGCUCCAUCCGUGCCACCGGAGCGAGCCCGGCCACCGAGCGGGGUGGGGCCGCCGCCCUCCUCUGCUCUCCCCGGUCCGGCACCUUCCAAGCGGACUCGGGGAGCCCCGGCAGCGCCAUGGUGCAGAGGGACACGGGGCGGGACAGGGCAGAGCGGGGACAGCGUGGUGGCUCCCAGGCCGGACACCCAGCAGUGGCUGUCCCGGGCCAGCACCGCCCCAGGACACCGAACAGCCCUCGGACAGCCCCGGGUGGCAGACGGGAGAGGACCGGGACCGGGACCGGGACCGGCCCCUCCUGGGCGCGGCUCGGCCCCCACGUGCCUUAGGGCGCGGCAGGGCCCGGCCCGAGCCCGCCCGGGGCCGCAGCUGCCCCCACUCUAUUUAUUUAUACGCUGUAAAUAGUUAUUUAUUGGGGCAGGGGGCGCGGGGCCCGGCCCCGGCAGCGCUGCCCUUGCCGUGCCCUGGCACAGCUGCCCUGCCCGGCUCCCUCCUGCGCCCCGUCUGCAGCAAUAGCACCUUCCUCCUCCUCCUCCCCUUCCUCCUCCUCCUCCCGCUGCGGGGCCAGAGGAGGCUUUUCUCAGGUUGGGAGCGGAGCUCUCGCCCCCCUCCUGCAGGCGCUGGGGAGGGACCCGGGCAGGGCACAGCCAGGGCCGGGGCAGCAGCCGGUGCUCCCCCGGGCACGGCCCCGCCCGGGCCGGGCUCCCGGCCCGUCCCGCCGUGCCCCGAGCGCCCACGACGUCUGUUCUCGACCCCCGGUGAUUGUAGAGGCGGCGCCGGCCUGGGGCAGGGGGGCCCCCCGGGACCCCGGCCCAGCCCCGCGGGUGGCCUUCGCCCAGCUGUACCUUUGUGCUGUACAGGGGACGCUUUUUGUACGGAUCGUGUUUUAUAACGUGUGCAGAACAUCCAUUAAACGGAACUAACCCGA